ACGCUCAAUGCGGCGGCUGCGCGGCGGCAAUGACAUGUUUUCCGAAGGUACCGACGCCAAGCAGCGACCCGCCGGGUCGGUUUCGUUUGAGUUUGCGAAGCCGAUUAUGGAGGGGCUCGGGCGCACUGCCGACGGCGGUGGCAAUGACGUCACUGGCAACGACAAGAAGCGAGCGAAGGAAGAGACGAAAGGAACGGCGGCGGAUGCGGCGGCAGUGCUGGUAAUCGACGACGUCAUCUCGAGUGACGACUCGGCCACAGAGGGGAGCCCCUUCAGCACACACAGCGUCUUUGACGGCGGCAGCGGCUUCCGGCUCCGCGGCUACUGUCCUCGCACCUGCACGCUCCUCAUGCGCGCUGCCUCUAUCAGACCCUGUCCGCCGUACACCCCUCCUGCCGAUGACGAGCUGCAGGAUGGCAGUACCGGCAGCAGCGGCGACGGCGCCGCCGACGUAGGACGCCAGUGGGGCUCCGAAACCCCGGCGGCGGUGCCACUAGCCUUCCGUCGUACGACACGCGGUCGUACUACAGACUCCCCAGAGCCGCCGCCAUCGCCGCCGUCGCAUCAAGCAUCUGACGUGCUCAGCGCCCCGCCUUCCUUCGCCGCCGUGAGCAGCGGUGGCGGCGCUUCGACUUCUGAGCGUUCCUCCGACACGGACGCAGCGGGCGGCUGCGGCCGACAUGGCAGCAGCAGCAUCACGAACACCGGGACCACCAUCACUGACCCGCUCUGCAUGACCGCGCAGUGCCUGCUGUCGGGCGGGACGAGCACCGCAGCAGGGUCGGACGUCGCCGGACGGCGCAGCCUGGACGGGCGCUACCCGGAUGCGGGCACGGCUGCCUGCGAGUCCGCGGUCACUACAAUGAUGAACAGGAUUCCAGGCGCCGGCGACAGUCGGGGCGGUGUAGCGACCAGGCCGGCUGGCGCAGGAGAGGCUACUGGUCCUGGUAAUGGCACCCCAGUGCAGGCGCCCCAACAGCAGCACCCGUCGCAGUCGCAGCGACGGAGCCUGACUGGCUACGGCGGCGGCAUGCAGGUCGCUGCAGAGCCCGCGGGGCCGCUGUCUCGCACCGCAUCGGAGAGGCUGCCGUGCUUGCCGGGCCUGCACGGCGAUGCAGCGUGGUUUGUUCCGGAGGGCUACGAGGAGGUGGAGUGCGAGCUGCUGGUACGGGACGUGCGGCCGUUUGGCUGCCACGCAGCUAAGGGUGGUGGUUCUGAGGGUACGGAAGGUAACGUCUUGGAGGCUGGGAAGGAGGAGCCGGGCAGGCCAGCCGACGACGGCGAAGCCAGGGCGUCCACGUCAGCAGGCGCGGCUGCGGCGGUUUCGAAGGAUGGCAAGGUGGACUCGGGCGGAAGCGCCGUCGGGGUUGAUGGUGGCGGCAACACCGGGGCUGCAGCCGGAAAGCGCCGAAGCCGGGAGCAGGGUUUUCAGGUUCUGCGCUGCUGCCUAUUGGCUCGGGACUUGUGGGUUAAGCAGCCCUCAAGCAUCCUGGAACCAGCGGCAAGCAUGCCAGCAAGUGCUGCCUUUGCCGUCCCAUGCGAGGACGGCCACCCGAGGAUCAGCUGGGGCGCCGGAGCGGAGGGCUGUGACCGAGGCACCCGGCGUAACAGCACCACCAGCAGCUUCAGCAGCGGCAGGCGCGUAAGCCGCAGCGUCUCCUUUUCCUCCGCUACUGCUGACAUACGGCCCACGACAGGCGGGCGUAAGAGGAGCGGUUGGAAGCGCCAUGCGCGCACGGUCGCAGGUGGCGGAGGAGCUGCAGGCAGCAACAGCAGCAGCAGCAACAGCACUCGUAACGGCGCCACUAUCGCCAGCAGCGGUCGAGGCGGCGGCAGCAGCAGCAGCCGCGGCGAUGGUGAUAGGUUCGAUGGGUUGAUGCGUUUGGGCUAUCGUGAGGUGCAAUGCGGGCUGCUGAUGCGGGAGAUGUCGACACGGACAGGGGGACGCUACGCCCAAAGCGCAGGUGGCGACGUUGGGCGGAAUCGCAGCCCUGUGCUGCCGCCAGCGGCAGAGCAACGGGGUGCCGUGGAGGUGCUAGCAGGGCAGCCAGCGGCGCCAUCGUCUGGGGCUUUAGUCGCGGCGGCGCCGCCGUUUCCUAGUUUGGCGCUGCCACUGCCCUCAGGUGUCGCGGCAGCGGCCGCAGCGGCUCUGGGUUACCGGGAGGUGACCUGCGUGCUGCUGGUGAAGGUGCGGCGCGGCCUGGGC
Messenger RNA from Astrephomene gubernaculifera, 2206 nucleotides. The record is from the annotation of a GenBank genome assembly. NCBI's taxonomy places the organism in Eukaryota, Viridiplantae, Chlorophyta, Chlorophyceae, Chlamydomonadales, Astrephomenaceae.